AUGGCGUUACAUGUCAACAAUAGAGAUGCUUAUUAUCAGAGUGCCGAUUAUUACAGAAAUUCGCAGCCUUUGAACUAUGGGGAUAGCAGUCAUUAUUUUGCCCGGUUACCAGGUAAGAAAAGGGUCUCAUUCAUUGCUGUCAGGGACCGUGACACUGCGAAUUGAUGGAUGCAUAUUUGCAGCCUCAGUUACAGUGUAACAACCAGUGCAAUUUGCUGAUUGAAGGGGGUUUAUCCAACCUGCAUCUUGGUAUUAUAGGUUGUAGUAGGCUAUACAGAUAUAAAACAUAUUUAGUUGAGGUUGAGCCUACUCAUUGAUUUGAAGAGAUUCGACCAACAACAGUCAUGUUGAAAUUAGAUCUGAAAUCAGAGGUAUAAUAGGUUUCUGAUCAAUUCAACCUAAAAGAUAUGUGAACCAAAGUUAGUUGAUUUGUUAGUAAUAUCCACAGCACCCUCUGUGCUUCUUUCAGGGAAGGUGUGAUGCGGUGGACAGGUGUUUCAUGUAACAUCAACUCAAGUGAUAAUGGUCAGAUCAGUGGGUGUAGAAUUACAUGAUGGUCUGCUUGUUUAGAGGGAUGACUAUGGUCUUUUUUGACAGUCUCUGUUCCCAACUCUUGAAAUGGAUUUCUGUCUACUCUUGUAAUGGCACAAGCUCCCUGACACAACAUGCUGGGGGGGGGGGGGGGGUGAUGGAAGCGUGGAGUGAUGGAAGUGGGGAGAACAGGCCCUGGCUCAGGUGGCUGAGGUCCUUGAUGAUCUUCUUGGCCGUCCUGGAGGGCAGGCAGUGUGCACCCAAUGGUGCGUUCGGCUGAGCGUACCACCCUCUGUAGUGCCUUGUGGUCAGUGGCGGUGGAGUUGCCGUACCAGGCUGUGAUGCAGCACGACAGUAUGCUCUCGAUGAUGCUCCUUUAGAACACUGUGUAGGCCCUCGGGGACAGGCCAAAUUUCUUCAGCCUCCUGGUGCCUUCUUCACCACAGUGUCUGUGUGGUUUGACCAUUUCAGCUCCUCUGAGAUGUGUAUGCCGAGAAACUUGACGCGGUUGCCUGCGUCCGUUGAUGAGGAUGGGUGCAUGCCCAGCCUGGUUCCUCCUGAAGUCCACAAUCAGCUCCUCAGUUUUGCUGACAUUGAGGGAGAGGUUGUUUACCUGGUACCACACCGUCAGAGUGCCUACCUCCUCUCUGUAGGCCGUCUCAUCGUUGUUGGUAAUCAGGCCUACUACUGUCGUGUCGUCUGCGAACUUGAUGAUGGAGUUGAUGGUGAUAAUAAUUAUGAUGAAUAACAGCUUGGGUCUGGACUUGAGUUUACCUUGUUAUCCAGCAAUGUUGUCUUAAGUUGUUAAACCUGUUAUAGAUGGCAUACUCUCUCUGUUGUAAUCAGAUAAAAUGGCAAUGUCCACUGAAAUAGGUUGAGAGAUCUAUACAUGCUUAAUAAGCAACCUCAUUGUGUGCUUUACCCUGACUUCCUGUAGCUUUAUUGGUAAAAAUAUAUAUAUUGAUAGAUUGAUAAUUUAGUGUUUUCUAUUGAUAGCCUCCAAGCUGCUCCCCCCCACUAAUCUUAGCCUGUAUCCAGGGUCCCCAAUUACAUUCAGCCCAUAUGCCUCUCUAUUUAUGUGUGGGAAUACUUGGGAACAGAUUUCCUAAAUUGAAAUCACUUUGAGCUCAUUUCCUGGUGAUUUUACAAUAUUUUAUGUCUGAGAACAAGUAUAUACAAUAUAUAUAUAUUUUCUCAGAAAACUUGGGGGGCCAAAUAAAAUAAAUUUGGCCCGCGGGCCGCCUAUUGGGGAACCAUGCGUAUAGUCUAAUUAUCAACCAUCCCUCUCUUGAUCUGGCAAUAAUGAGUCCUUUCAGAUGGCUAGCUGUCAAUAGCCUAACUGCUAUGUUGCCAUUUCUAACUAGGCUAACUAAUGGGUACAUAUUUAAGCCUCAAUUAAUCUGUUUUAUCUGCAUGACUGAGUGUCUCUAUGUUGUGUCCCUGCAAGACAUUGAACAUUGCAGAAUAAGAGGACUGUAAUUCUCAUAUUAAAAUAUGAAGUCUUUAUGAGUUCCCUUCAAGCUUUCUCCAUUCAAAGACUAGUCAUGCACAUUCCAGUGCAUGAGGCAUACACUCUUCCCUCCAUAAUUGAUGUGGCAGAGGAACAUAGUGUAAAAUACAUGAAAUAACUAUAAGUAUGUGAAGGGCUAUUCAACUUUUGAAGGUUCUUUGUUAUUUUUUUCUUCUGCACACAUACCAAAUGCCAAAUGAUAGAAUUAGAACCCUCCACUUUAAGACCCUAGAAUACCUUUCCUUAAGCUACUUUUCUCUAACUCAGAGACCCAAGGCCAUCCCUCUUGAUACAUGGCCAAUGACUACUCAUUAAUUUUCCAAGGACUUGCAUUUUACGUGAAAUCCCAGUGUUAAGCCUCAGGAGGAGUGUUAUGUACCCAAGAUGAGAAAAGAGGACUUCGACUCUGACCUUGGGCUAUGACAAUGUAGGUUCCUGGGACUAUUUUGGGGAUUAGGCUAUAUUCUCCAAUGAACAUGUGACUCAGGUUUGUCUCCUCAUUACUCUGCAAGAGGAAAUAAAGCAGUUAUACAGUAUCCUGUGCUUCAAGGCUAAGCAGAUUAGCGUUUGUUUUUCUACUUUAUUGCAAGACCCAGAAAAAAUAUUUAGAAAGUAAGCAAUUUCCUUGAAUUAUUUUAUUCACACUCAUUUUGGAGCAUUUUCAGUUGUUUAGGCUACAUUAUGACAUUUAUCAGAAUAACAUUGAUGCACACGUUGUGGGCCUAGAAUUGCCGGAGCAUCCUUUAGUUUGUUGUUAUCAGAAAGUUCCAUUUCAAGCAUGCCAUUCACUUGGGGUCACUGCAUGGCUGCUGGAAUCCAAAACAUCCCACACUCUUAUUUUAGGUCUGUGAAUCAUUGUUGUUGGGUCUCCAAUCUGAGUUGAUACAGUGGAAACAUCAGACAGGAUCGCAGCUGCUGACCCAACCCCCACUUCAACCCUUAUAUGCAGAAAAAAUGUGGCCACACAUGAGUGCCUGAAAUGUACCCAGUCAAGUAGGCAAUGGUCUGUUUGAAUCAGCGGCAGAUCAAGAAAUGCUUGAGGAACUUAUUGUCGCAAGGAGCUGAGCUGUGAAACCCACUAUUGUUUUAUUUGUUAGUGUCUGUUUCCCCAGGGAGAAAUGAACACAGUUGAUGACUAUAGUUCUUGCUUCCUCCUAAUGUUAUAUAACCGUUACAUGCCUAUCCAUGUAUUUAAAGUAUAUGAUUCAUUCUAAUGCUUUGCAAUCAUUGCAUUUGCCCUCAGGACCAGAGUCUAUGCUGAAGCCUUCACUGAGCCUAUUUGGCCAGCAACAGCCACUGUUCCAGCCAAUGCCUCCUACACAUACCCUUGGACCCCCUCCACAGACCCUUGGACCCCCUCCACAGACCCUUGGACCCCCUCCACAGACCCUUGGACCCCCUCCACAGACCCUUGGACCCCCUCCACAGACCCUUGGACCCCCUCCACAGACCCUCGGACCCCCUCCACAGACCCUCGGACCCCCUCCACCAGUGGUAGUGACCCCGGACCCCCUCCGUUUACCCCUCUCCAGUCCUCUGUCUGCCAAACUUCCCACUCACCUCCAGCUGGUGCAGGGGCCCCCCUGCCCUGUCCCACCUCUCACUGCCCAGUCGACCCUCAGCAGCAGGCCCCAGGAGGAAGAUGCUCAGAUUGGGGGCACAGACCAGGACGCUACCUUGGAGGAGCUGUGUAAGCCUCUGUACUGCAAACUGUGCAACGUCACCCUCAACUCUGCUCAGCAGGCACAGGCACACUACCAGGUGAGCUGGUUUACUGUACAUGUAGCUUGUAGCCUAAUCUCAUCCACCAGCAGGCUCUCUCUGUCUAUAUGUGGUAGCAAUUGAGCCUGGGGACAAGCUUACUUGUAGGCCUACCCCAACACAUAUGUUAUGAUGGCAGCAAAUGCUUCUCAUCAUGCAUCAACUACAUUGUGUCAAACAUGAAAUGUCAAUGUUUGUUUAUUUGGCAUAUCAGCCAUCACUGGUAUCCCCUCAUGAAUGUAAGUGGAAAAUGUAAUCCCUAACAGUUGCGUACACUGAUGAUGGUGAUGAUGCUCAUUAUUCGCAAUAUGACACUAUGGCGAUGACAGUGCAAUGAGUGGACUGAAUUGAAUCAUGCGUCUCUUAUCCAGGGAAAAAACCACAGUAAGAAGCUGAGAAAUUUCUAUGCAGGCAGCCAGCAGCCGCCUGCCAUCAGGAUUCCGGAAGUAAUAGAGCCUGUUUCCCAGCAACCCCUCACAACUCCACCAACUGACAGUGCAACUCCCAAACAGGUAAAGCUUGGCGUUGGCACACAAUGAAUGUGUUAUUGUUCAGGAAACUAUAAUACUGUAUGAACAAGUCCAAGUUCUUUGAAUUUUCAGCACAUUCACUGUUUGGAUCUCUGUUGUUGAUCUGGAGAACUGCAAUCAAAUAGAAUCGGCUCAUAAGAAACAACAUGAUGGUUUGUAGAAAACUGUCAGCACUGUAUGUUUUAACUCUUUUGAUAUGUAGCUUUGAACUGGCAGGAGUAUCAUUUAGGCUGGUGAAAAAAUAACCCUUUUUAAAAACUCACUCUUUAUUUUUUGUUCAGCCGGUGUCAUUCAUGGGUGCCAGCAGGGUGAUCUUAGCCACGGAGAACGACUACUGCAAGCUGUGUGACGCCUCGUUCAGCUCCCCUGCCGUGGCUCAGGCGCACUACCAGGGCAAGAACCAUGCCAAGAGACUGCGGCUGGCUGAGGCCCAGCAGAGCAGCAGCAUCCUGUGAGUCUGUGGUGUCACUACUGCCUCCCCACCCAACACCAGGAAGACAAACAACAGAUGCAACACGCACAUGGCUAAUAAAACCAUAUUCAAACAUAGAAAUCCUGCCCAUUCAGCCAUUGGCCUGUUUUAUGAAAUUUAAACCAGAUAUGUUUCAAUGCUUCCGUUUAAAGAGAAAAUGACAUGUGAUAGAUGCAUUCCAUUAUUUUGUCCAUCAAAGUAACUAUUAUUGUUAGGUUGGCUGUUUGAUUGUUAGAUUAAAAACUGAAUAUGGGAGACUUCGCUCUCAGUAACGUGAUCCAUCAUUUUUCAGAGAGUCGACUGAGUGUGUCCAGAGGCGUCCGAGGAAAGAGGGGAGCGAGUACAGGUUGAUCAAGAACCGUAGGACCCCACAGGUGCCUCUUGCCAUGCCAGGUACAGUACACUGAACCAAAGACAUACUGGUAAUAAAGUAUGACCAAACAGCAAAUAACUUUACAGGGGAAAACGUGUUGUAAUUCCACAAUUUUUUUGUAAAGAUCAGAUGUAAGUAAAGUAAGUAAGCCUUGGACAAGUAAGACUUGACCGAGCCAGAACGGCCCAUAAAGAUCAGAUGAUUCAGGGAUAUUCCUAUUCUUGAGAAUGUAUACUGUACUGUAUGUUUGAGAGCAGAGGUGGUUGGCCAUUUCCUUUUUAUUGAUACCAAUGAAGCCUUUGACAGGUAGUGAAUGAGACCAGACAGCCAGCAGGUGGAGGCUAUUGUUUUCUGCUCCAUGUUCAUAGCAGCAGUGAACAGCCGUCUCUCAUCACCACCUUUGCAGGGGAAAUGCUGUGUAAGAAAGUUAAGGGGGUGGCCGAGGCUGAGGCUGGUCAGUCAGUGUGAACUCACUAAGCACAGGCCCGGCGCCAGGGCUUUGGAUAUGUAAACUGAUACAGCAACCCACGUCAGCUCUGCUGCCCCACAGACGUCACACAGCCUGCUCAGGUGGCGGGAGUCCAUUAGACAGACCCUUCACUGUCUAUUGUCCAGCCCAGUAUCCACUUCCAAUCCCCCACUCCACAUAUCUUCCACUGUGGCCUGCUCCCUCUGGAUGAAUCAUAGGACACAACUGCACCCCUUCCCCUCCCUUCCCUUGCCUCUCCUCAGGGCUCAGAGACUUUGCUGAUUUAAUCAUGUCCUUUAUGGACAAUUCCAGAAAUAGAGCUGUGUAAAACUCUCUCAGAGAGAAAAUGUGGUUUGUCUGUCGGAGUUACUCUGCAAAGGCCCGUGAUGGUUGCCUCCAGACAUACACGUAGAUACAGCAAAGCAUUUAUUCUCUAUCCAACAUACAUCUCCCUUCUCCUAAUAGAGCACCACAGUGGAUGUGUCAUAAUACCCCAAAAACCUAGUUGUCAAACAGGGAAAUGGUUCCAAUCGUUUUUCCACCAUUCAUUUUUCCCAUAGGGGUUUUUAGAAACACUUAAAAUAAGGGCUGUGUUUUGUGUAGGUUUACCCUGGCGUGACGUUUUGAUAACCAUGUAAAUCUCUCUCGGACAAGGUGACAUUUAUGAAUAUAUUCGGCUCUAUUUACUCUCAGAUUCGAAGUGGCUAAUUAGCAUCAAAGUAGACAUCAUGUAAAACUACAAAUCCCUGCAAGCUCCUGCACGUCAUCUCUAGCUGAUACCUUUGCUAACAGGUAUUGUGUCAAUUUAAAACUUGCACAAGACAGUUCACAGAAUUGUCCAUUUAAAGAAAUGCAGCCUAUUUAUUAAUUAAUACAUUUAACUAACAUUAGAUAGUUCAUCCAGAGAUUCUUACCUUUGCCUCAAUUUGGCAUUCUCGUCCAGGUCAUCAUGACAUUUGUAGUUCUUUAUGAUAGCCAUCUUAGCAGCUAAUUAUCAUUUCAUUUUUGGGGGGUAAAUACAGGAAAGUAUAUUGAUAAAAGUUACCUUGUCCUUGAGAGAUUUACACGUUAUCAAAAUGUCACGCCAGGGUAAGCCUACACGAAACACAGCUCUUAUUUUAAGUGUUUCUAAAAUCCCCUAUGAGAAAAAUGAAUGGUGGAAAAAUUAAUAGAACCAUUUCCUUGUUUGACCGCUAGGUUUUAUGGGUGUUAUGACUCAUACUGUGGUACUCUAUGAGGGACACAUUUGUAUUUCUUCUUGUAACAUUCAUAUGGCCAUGGCAGUGGAAAGCUCCUCCUAUUUAUGCGCAGCCAGCCUUGCAUCCCCUGUAGCACCUGGCAUCCAUCUGCCACUCCCAUCUUCUGGUACUGUGUUCACUGGUGAGCAGCAGCUCAACACUCAGUCCCUCACUCACUCCCCAUCAUUUUAAUGAGGUUAUCCUCUCCUCUGAUGGUUUGUGUCCCAGGCCCCUACUACAACCCCCGGCCCAGGCAGAGGAUCCCCAGGGACCUGGCCAUGUGUGUGACACCCAGCGGCCAGUUCUACUGCUCCAUGUGCAACUCUGGGGCCAGCGAGGAGGCCGACUUUCGCCUUCACCUGGAGAGCAAGCAGCACAAGAGCAAGGUGUCGGAGCAGCGCUACCGCAGCGAGAUGGAGAAUCUGGGCUACACUUAGGAGGGCAGCGCCACAGCACGGGGGAGGAGAGGGGAUGCAGGGUGGGG
Coregonus sp. 'balchen' is the source of this 7368-nucleotide messenger RNA. Lineage: Eukaryota; Metazoa; Chordata; Actinopteri; Salmoniformes; Salmonidae. The record is from the annotation of a GenBank genome assembly.